AUGGAAAAACGAAGAAGAGCUCGAAUGAACGCCAGUCUGGCUGAAUUGAAGUCUCUACUCUUAGAAGUUAUGAAAAAAGACGGAAACCGUCAUAGCAAGAUGGAAAAGGCGGACAUUUUGGAAAUGACUGUGAAACACUUGCGACAUCUGCAAAGGCAACAUUUUACAGUGCCAACCACCAAAGAAGAAUCGCCAUUCCUGACCAAAUAUACUUUGGGCUUCCAGGAAUGCACGAGUGAAGUGAGUCGGUAUUUGAGCUCAGUCACCGAAGUCGACGCCGAUGUGAGAGCGCGUUUGUUAACCCACCUGUCCACGUACAUCAACCAGUCAUCUAGUUCGUCAACAGUUUCCUCUACGGCCACGUCGCCUACAUCGACCACGUCCGCUAACGCAAUUAAUGCUCCGGUCAGCCGGCCGUCGUCUGUUACCGACACGUCACCACGUCAGUCACCAGUAUCUAUAAAGACGCCGCCUUCCCCGUCAGCUACACCAACCUCGUCCCAACACGUGGCACCCUCACAAGCUCCAGCUCCUCCACCUCCAGCACAGAUACAAUUGCAAUUGACACCGUCGCUGGCCCAGUCAGCAUCUACCGUCCAGUGUUCCCAGAUCUCAGUGUCAACGGCCCAAUCGACUACCCGUCCAGAAUCUAUGGUCGCGCCGAAACAGAUCACGAUCUUCCCUGCUGACUUUUGCACAGCGACUACGACAACGACGGCAGCGACCUUAACAGCUCCGGCCGCAGGAGGCAUACUGUCAUUGGACACGAGUUGCCCUCAAGUACAGUCCGCUAAAUUAUUGAGUGGUGUUCAAUUUAUUACCACGAGGCUCCCAAAUGGGCAAAUGGCGUUUGUCUUACCUACAAACCUUAUGACGGAAACACAGCAAUCGCAACAGCAGCAGCAGCAGCAACAACAACAACAACAACAGCAACAACAACAGCAGCAGCAACAACAACAGCAGCAGCAGCAGCAGCAACCACGCCAACAAUCACAGCAAAGCUACAUCCCCAUCCCGGUCUAUGCUCCUACAUCUCCUGCCAUUUCACCACUGGCUACGACGGUGAGUGGUGCACCCGGAGUAAUGGCUCUCCUACCGCAAGUUUCCAAAACCGGAGUCACACCAACAACCAGUAUGGCAUUUAUGCCCCAUCUAUUUUCACUUCCACAAAUGACAGGGGUAAAUUCCUCCAUUCCACAUUUACCUUUAAUCAGGGCGGAUACAAACGAAGCGGCAACGGCUGGAACCGUGGCUGGGACAGUAGCGGGGACCGGGUUGACUGUUCCGGUCAAACUGUCCCCGUCAAUUACUGAGAUUAAUCCACCGGUUUUAUUGCCCGAAUUGACCAAAAAGCUAGCGUCGACUCCGGCUACCCAGCAGCAAACGCCAGCAAAACGAGAGGAGAAUAAUGUAGCCGGACCAGCACCGGUUCUUCAACAGAUUGAAGAGGUUUCCCUUCUCUCUGUACCACCUCCUUUCCCUCCACCGCUCUCUUUUUGUCUAUCUAUCUAUCUAUCUAUCUAUCUAUCUAUCUAUCUAUCUAUCUAUCUAUCAAACUUUCUUUGUUUCUUUCUCACAUAUUCCUCAGCACAAACACACAAUUUUGUUCUCUCAUACGAAGCCAAAACUUAA
Molecule: messenger RNA, 1632 nt
Organism: Acanthosepion pharaonis
Lineage: Eukaryota; Metazoa; Mollusca; Cephalopoda; Sepiida; Sepiidae
Source: the annotation of a GenBank genome assembly